AUGAAGGAAGGUUUCCUAAUGAACCCAAAGGAACAAUGCCAAGCAAUAACCACUCAAAGUGGAGCAGUGGUUUCCAGCCCAAGAAAGAAAAAUGAAGUCACCAAUUCGAAGGAUGAAAGUGAACUGAAGCAAGAAGAUUUCGAAAGUGAAAAAUAUACUAUGUUAAAGAGAGGAGAUGAUGAGGAAAACUGCAAUAACAAGCAAGAAAGGAGGGGCAAGAAGCAGAAAUUUGAGCAGGCCUGCAAGCCUAUUAAUGAAGAGCAGUACAAGAGUUUACCCUUUGCAAAAAGAGUACAAGAUCCUAGACAAAAAAAGCAGUUUGAAAGGAAGCUGGAUAUGGAAAAAUUGGUACCACUAACUGAAGAGUGCAUUGCCAUAUUGCAGAAAAAACUACCUCAAAAGUUGAAAGAUCCAGGGUCAUUCAGCAUACCCUGCUCCAUUGGAAAUUGUACAGUUGGAAAAGCUUUGUGUGACUUGGGAGCCAGCAUAAAUUUGAUGCCUUUAGCCAUUAUGAAGAAGCUGGGAAUUGAGGAGGUGAAGCCAACUAGGAUUACAUUACAAUUGGCUGACAGAUCAUAUACAUAUCCUUAUGCAGUAGUUGAAGAUCUUUUAGUCAAAGUGGACAAAUUUAUAUUCCCUGCAGACUUUGUUAUACUAGAUAUAGAGGUAGAUGUUGAUAUCCCUCUCAUUCUAGGAAGGCCAUUUCUAGCAAUAGGGAGAGCUUUGAUAGAUGUGCAAAAAGAUUAUAGGAAGUUGAAUGAUGCAUCAAGGAAAGAUCAUUUUCCUCUUCCAUUUACUGACCAAAUGCUGGAGAGAUUGGCUAGAUUGGACUACUAUUGUUUCCUAGAUGGAUAUUCUGGUUACAACCAUAUUGCAGUUGAUCCAAGAGACCAAGAAAAGACAGCAUUCACUUAUCCUUUUGGAGUUUUUGCAUAUAGGAGGAUGUCAUUUGGGUUGUGCAAUGCUCUGGCCACUUUUCAAAGGUUGUCUAGCUAA
Molecule: messenger RNA, 996 nt
Organism: Abrus precatorius (Indian licorice)
Lineage: Eukaryota; Viridiplantae; Streptophyta; Magnoliopsida; Fabales; Fabaceae
Exons: 4
Coding region: 1-996 (331 amino acids)
Source: RefSeq, a predicted model, not a curated record